UCAUCUGACUCCAGUUCCCGAGGUCCCGUACAGGCGCGUAAUAGUGCGGACUAAUUGAUAAAGCCCUCUGCUGCUGGAAAUAAAAUGAGUUCUCCUGCUGCGCGGCUCUCCUUCUCCUGCUCAUCCUCAUCCUCCUCCUCCUCAUAGAGCUGCCUUCUCUGCAAAGAUCUGCUCCUUUGUGACUCCAGCAGGCGACGCAGGAUGACUCCUACCUUACCUCUGGUGAUUCUGUGCGCUCUGGUGACGUUGGCGUUGGCGUCUAAGACUGAGAGGGCGGUGCUGCUCUCCUGUAACUCCGGCCAGUACACCACCAGUGGAGAAUGCUGCCAGGAUUGCCCACCUGGAGAGGGAGUGGUGAAGAAAUGCGGUGCCACACAGACUGUCUGCUCCCAGUGUUUGGACAGUGAGACCUUCUCAGACAACUACAGUCACACAGAGCAGUGCAAGCCUUGCACUGAGUGUUUCGGCCUGAUGCGGAUGGAGAAGCCCUGUACCGACUCCAACGAUGCUGUCUGCACUUGCGACUACAACUAUUACUUUGACAAGAUGUCUGGCAAGUGCUUGCCGUGUACGGUGUGCCCAGUGGGCAUGGGCGUGUAUUCGCACUGCGAAAAUGAGCAUGACACGGUUUGCGAGGAGUGCCUGGACGAAACCUACUCUGAGCGGGAAAGCUCCCUCGACCCCUGCCUGCCCUGCACCAUCUGUGAAGAGGAGACUGAGACACAGCUGGCUGAGUGCACACCAAACAGCGACUCUGUCUGCCAUAAUCCUCUGGGCCCAACAUAUUUUGCUCCCACCUCCGAUAUGGGCCUUUCUCCACCAUCCUUCAUCAAUUACUUUCCCCCCGGUGUCUCCGAGAGCCCGAUGCCAGGAGGAGAGUCGACCACGUCCAGCGCCGGCUCUCCUCGCUUCCUUGAGCACGGACUCAACGAAAACCUCAUUCCCAUCUACUGCUCCAUCCUGGCGGCUGUUGUGGUGGGCCUUGUCGCCUACAUUGUUUUUAAGAGGUGGAAUAGCUGCAAGCAGAACAAGCAGGCAGCUAAUAACCGCGCAGCUACCAACAACCAGAUGGUGACUCCGGAGGGAGAGAAGCUGCACAGCGACAGCGGCAUCUCGGUGGACAGUCAGAGUCUGCAGGAGCAGCAACAGCAGCAGCUGCAGCAGGCCCAGGCUGAAGUCAGGCUCAGCCUUCACACUCAGGCACACAGGAACAAAUAGUUGUGAGGGUGGACGGCGGCCCGCAGCCUGACACACCUCCACCUGAAGUCUGAGAAUAAGGAGGAAGAAGCCAGGGAGAAGAGAGUGGGGGACUUGAACUUUGGACCAAACAAAAAGCAGCAGGGGCCACAUGGGAAUAUAAAACUGAUUCAUAUCUGAAGUGGCCACAGAGUAAAGACUUGACUUGAAUCGACCUCCUAGCUGCUAUGGGCGUCUGACUCUUCAUCCCUGCAUAUAGAGUCCAACUCUUAUCAAUCAUUGUGUGCCUGGACACAACCUGUACGGCAAUAUCAACCACUAUCCGUAACAACGUCACUGCAGAUACAUAAUCAUAGAUAUACGCCAGUGCAUCUUCUAUUAUUUGACUAUUUCCGUAUCUAAUAUUGACAUAAUUCUCACUAACUGCCAAUUUAGUCCUUUCAGCCCCUUCUGAAGCUUGACAUUUUCCUCUAAUCCCACAAUCACUAGCCAUGAAACAUACUGUAUGUGCCUGAAAAGCAAAUAGGCAGGAAGGUUAACCAUUAUCUUCUUUCUUUUUCUUGUGCAUCCAAGAGGCCUUCUUCCUCAAUGAGCAGCCUUUUUCCUCUUAAAUCUUCCUCUGUGGCGUCCCAGUCUCAGAUAAUCCAGUCUCUCUCAAUAGGAUUCACUCUAUUAAACACCCGCCAUCAUCUGCGAUACACAAAGCAGCAGGGGGGAAGGAAGCGGGGGAUGUGAGUCACUCCAUACUUCUUUUGAAGUUCCUUGUUCUUGUAUCAUUUAACCACAGACAUUUUUCAUGGCAUGCUUUCUUGUAGAAUUUCAUCAUUGUUUGAGACUGUCUGCACCGACUGAUGUAGGUGAAUCAUAUUUGGGAAGAAAGGUCAUCUGCUCAGUAAUCAACCCCUUUUUCCUUGUCCUUGACAUAGACCACUUCACAACGACAUAGGGAUUGUGUUUCAGUAAUUUCAUGCUCAUAAUGUUACACGCCCCGAUGUUUGUGGUACAUUUGUUUGAUUUUGUGGCUUGAGUUACAUGGCGGAUUCAGCAGGGUGCCUCCAUGUUCCUCCAUGGAGCCUGACAAGCAAUUUUUCCGAACUGUGGAGGUCUGCUGACUCACUGCGAUGAUGUGUGCCGUCAUCACUGACCCAGAGUAAAAAGCAUAUUAUUAAACAGAUGCUUGAAUGAAUUUAGGACUUGAAUGUGCAAAAGGAAUCCCAUUUAUCAUUCUUCACACCUACUGAGUAUAAAAUUGGGAUACCCCCCAGAGGCAAACUCAGUUCACUAUCCUCUUAGCUCACUUAAAACCACUGACGUCCACACACUCACACAGUCUUGUGUACAGCUCUGUCUGCGUGAUAGAGCCUGAUAAACUGUGUUAGGUGCUAAUGCAUCUGCAGCGAUCGUGCUCACAUCAACACAGGGCCUAUUAGAGAAACGUCCUGACAGGUAGUAAUUACCUCCGGGUUUCAGCAUCAUUUACCCUCAGCUUGGCUCGGCCACUUCCCAUUGGGAUUAACGCUGGGGACAGCAGAGGGGCGACACGGCCCUCUUUGAAGCUUCAACAUGACAUUACAGAUACCUUUUCCAAGUCUGAGGCCGCUGACAUUUACUUUAUCACCAUGGGGAUAUAAAAGCACUUAGCUGCGCGGCAGGGUGGCACCUUUUAUCACACAGGAGCACUUUUAUCCUGCCUUCCUCUUGUUGCUUGCACUAACUGUAAAAGCAGUAACCAUAGAUAUCAUGUAAAGGAAGUAUACUGUAGCUCAGUUUGACUGCACUGCUUUAGGCCUUCAUUCCUACAGGAGCAAAUACUUUCUCAGGGUCCCUCUUGUUGAUGUGUGACUAAAAAUGAUCUGUAGAUGAUUCCUAUACAACCUGUGGGUGUAAAGCAGCUGCUAUGUUGAAAAACAUGGAGAAAGGCAAGCCUUGAUAUCGAAUGCAGAUGAAUUUAAAAAGGCCGUUUUCACAUUUUGGGAAAAAGCUUAUUCCCUGUCUUUCUGAAAGUCGAAUAGGACAAAUACCAGACUGAUGAAAGGUAUCAAUCUCCUUAUGAACUUCAUGAAACUCUAAAUGUAAUAACUAUUUCUUUAAAGGAGAAAAACAGAGGAAGAGAGUCAUUAUAUCCUGUAUGGCACUCUGUGGAUCAGUCACAUGGUCAAGGACAUCUCGUUCAACUUGAAGAUCUUUUCACUUGUGAUUCAUCUUGUACCACUGGAGCAUUCUGAAUACAUAACACAUAAGACGCUGCUGAUGUUCGCUCACAGCUCCUGAGUUUAUGUGGGCACGAGUUGUGGACGUGUGACCACACACAUCCAGAGCGACAGUGUAUGAUUCACUCCUCUACUGAGUGAGUCGGCAUGAUUCAUCCGAUCCUCGCUGUGGCAGUGACAUUAAAGCAGACGCUGUUACAGUAGAGUGUUGAUUUAAAAAAACAAAAACGACUCCUCGACUCUGUCCCCCCUGAGGCACAAUCGACCCUCGAGCAGUGCACUCAUCCACCCUAAACCAACAUAUUCUCUUUCUCCUGCAGCUUUUGAAGUGAGACACAAUGUAAGAAUGUACAACCCUGAAUAUAAACAGAAAUAUGCAAGACACAUUCAAGAAUAAGGUUUAAGUUUGCCCUUGAUCUGUAGUUGUACAUUUAUUUUCCCUUUUGUUUUUAGUAUAAAUAGUAUUACACUUUUUGGAGUCAGUAUUUUUUUAACAGAUAUGUUAUUUUGUAGCACUUAUUAGAUGUAAUAUGAAUGCACUCAAAGAGUGUACCACAGUUCAAGUGCCUGUGUACAGUGUCAGGUGUCUUUCAGUUUGGAAGUUUGACUACAUUUCUUUUGCAAUUAUUUUUGCAUUUCUUUUUAGAGCUUAUGACGGUUUUUAGUAAAAAGAAAUCAGUUGAACUUUGGAGACUCAAGCAAACUGUAUAAACCUGGCACCAAUAUAGAGAGACUUACAGUACACUAUAGGUUGCCAAUGAAGACAUACUGUAUUUUAACAUGCUAUAGAUACUGGCAACUAAUAGAGUCAUGUAGCAUUACAAAAACCCAUACAUGUCACCUGAGACUUACUCUAAAACUCACGUAUGCUAUUAGUCAAUAGAAAAUCAGCUCUACUGUGCAGAGGUUUUUGCAUGUACAGUAAGUUUCAUCAUGUACGUCCAUUUCAGAGGCAGAGACAUGUAAUGUGCCGAAACAUGAAUCCUGUGGGGAGGUUGACUGUGACUAUGUGAUAUGGUUACAAACUUUAUACAGAUAGAUCAGGACCUGCUCCCAAAAAAAGCUGAAUGUCACAUGUACUUAUCUACUAAUGUAAAAUGCAUUGUUUAAAUGUGAAUUUCUUAGAGUUGAUACAAGAUACAAAAAUACACUAUAAAAUGUAGAAAACUGAAAAUGUGUGCAAAUGAAGUGACCAUCUAUAAUACAUUAAACAAAGAUGUCAUUGCAUAA
Molecule: messenger RNA, 4637 nt
Organism: Eleginops maclovinus (Patagonian blennie)
Lineage: Eukaryota; Metazoa; Chordata; Actinopteri; Perciformes; Eleginopidae
Gene: ngfra
Product: nerve growth factor receptor a (TNFR superfamily, member 16)
Exons: 6
Coding region: 202-1218 (338 amino acids)
Biological process (GO): Rho protein signal transduction
Cellular component (GO): plasma membrane; cell surface
Molecular function (GO): coreceptor activity; nerve growth factor binding; death receptor activity
Source: RefSeq, a predicted model, not a curated record